Messenger RNA from Emiliania huxleyi CCMP1516, 1958 nucleotides. Its product is annotated as putative ABC transporter. The record is from RefSeq and is a predicted model, not a curated record. Lineage: Eukaryota; Haptophyta; Isochrysidales; Noelaerhabdaceae. Gene Ontology annotation, biological process: long-chain fatty acid import into peroxisome; very long-chain fatty acid catabolic process; peroxisome organization. Bases 30 to 1958 code for a protein of 642 amino acids. Gene Ontology annotation, cellular component: peroxisomal membrane. Gene Ontology annotation, molecular function: ATP binding; ABC-type transporter activity; long-chain fatty acid transmembrane transporter activity. The transcript has 9 exons.
UUUAUUUUGGGAAAUUUCGUGGGCCGGCGAUGGUACACCAAGUCGAGGGCUCGGUCCUCAGCCGGCUCCUUCGCGCCUGGGUGAACGAGCCACGCGGCCGUGUGCUCCUCGCCGGGUGGGCCGUCACCUUUGUCGGCGUGACCGGUCGCGCCGUCUUCCUCCGGCUCAAGCUCAAGGCGCGCCGUGCACUCAAGCCUCCGGCGGAGAAGGACGGCACACUCGUCGCGCCGCCGCCGCCGUCCAGGCCUCCAAAGGCACCCGGCCCGCUCCGCACCGUGCUGCGUCUCGCCAUGCCGUCGUAUUGGAGCCGUUCGGCCGCGUGGCUCGGCGUCUUCUCGCUUGGCCUGGGCGUGCGGCUCGCAGUGUCGGUCAAGGUGUCUUCCGAGAUCGGCUCGCUCGGAUCGUUGCUCGCGAAGGGGGAGUGGGAGGAGCUCUUCAGCCGGCAGCUGACCUACGCGCUCUGGGCGCUGCCGGCGGCCGCCACCACCGCCCUCCAAAAGUUCUCGCGCGAGCGUGCGGCGCUCUGCCUGCGCGAGCGGCUGCUGCAGACAGUCGUGGACAAGCUGGGCGCGGCGGGCGCCGACGCGCCGCUCAUGCCCGCUCCGGAGGGGACGGCGACGCGCAGGCUGCCCGGCGCGCUCGCGGCGGCGGCGGAGGGCAGCGCCGACACGUCGCGCGGCGGCGCAGUCGGCGUGUGCUUGACAGACCCGGCGGAGUUUUGCUCUUCCGCCGUCGAGCUGUACGAGGCCCUCUCGAAGCCGCUGGUCGAGGUGUCCCUCCUCUCGGUCAAGCUGGCUCUCAUGAUGGGCCCCGGCCCGCUCUGCUACUGCUACUCCUUCUUCUUCGCCGCCGGCUGCUGGACCCGCUUCGCCGGCCCCUCGAUCGCGACGAUGACGACGGGCGCGGAGCUGCUCGCGCUGCACUCGCACCUCGUCGAGUACGCCGAGGAGGUUGCACUCAUGGGGGGCGGCGCAGCCGAGGCGGAGGCGCUGCACGCUUCGCUCGCCGCCGCCGCCGGGCGCACCUCGCAGCUGCAGCUGCAGCGCUUCGGCAUCCUCGCCGCCUUCACCGCGAUGCUGCCCGCCGUCGUGCGCGCCGCCCCGGGCGGAGCCGACCCGACCGAGUACUUUCUCACCUCGCUCCACCUCCUCGUCCACGACCUCGUCCUCUCGCACAAGACUGCAGCCACCGCCUCGGCGCACGCCCGCCGCGUCCUCGCCCUCCUCACCUCGCUCGAGCCGGCGCACGCCGAAGCCGCAAACGGCAACGGCGCCGCCAAGAAGGGCGGCGAGGGUGCGGCCCCGCCGCUGCUCGAGCGAGCCCUCGUCCAGGCUCGCACGGCGGGCUCUGGGAUGGCGCUCGAGCUCCGGUCCGUCGUCAUCGCCCCGCCAGCGCUCUCCGAGCCCCCCCUCGCCGGCCCCCUCUCCGCCUCCGUCCCGCGCGGAGCCCACGUCUUCGUCUCGGGGCCAAACGGUUGCGGAAAGUCGUCGCUGCUGCGGGCGCGCGCGGGCGAGGUGUCGACGCCGCCGUCCGACCGGAUCGUCGCGCUGCCGCAGCGGCCGUACAUCCUCCCGACCGGCUCGCAGGCGCAGCUCUUGUACCCCACGCCGCUGGCCGACGCCGCGCCCGCCGCUGACGCCAUGUUUCUCGAGGCUCAGAUUGGGUCCGCCGCUUGGGAAGUUUGUCGGGGCGGCGGCUCCCUCUCCGGCGGCGAGCGGCAGCGCCUCGCCGCCGCGCGCCUCUACCUCGCGUGCCGCUCCUCCUCCCCUCCGGCGCUGAUCGUCGCCGACGAGCCAACCUCCGCCUGCGAGGCCGGCUUCGAGGAGCGCUUCUUCGCCUUCCUCGCCGCGAGCGAGGCGGCCACCCUCGUCGUGGCGCACCGCCCUGAGCUCGCGCGCCACCACACGCACGAGCUCGCCUUCGACGGCCACGGCGGCGCCGCGAUGCGCGAGCUCUGA